Patiria miniata (bat star) is the source of this 515-nucleotide messenger RNA. Its product is annotated as protein mono-ADP-ribosyltransferase PARP14-like. The transcript is spliced from 2 exons. Gene Ontology annotation, biological process: negative regulation of gene expression. Bases 17 to 418 code for a protein of 133 amino acids. Gene Ontology annotation, cellular component: cytoplasm; nucleus. Gene Ontology annotation, molecular function: NAD+ poly-ADP-ribosyltransferase activity; transcription corepressor activity. Lineage: Eukaryota; Metazoa; Echinodermata; Asteroidea; Valvatida; Asterinidae. The record is from RefSeq and is a predicted model, not a curated record.
AGCACGUAAGGAAGCGAUGGAGGCUCGUCUUGGUCGUACUAACAUUGAAGAGACAUUGUUCCAUGGUACCGAUGAGCAAACGUGUGAUAAGAUCAACAAGUUUGGUUUCAAUCGCAGCUUCUGUGGAAAGAAUGCAACUGCCUACGGAAAUGGAACCUACUUUGCGGUGAAUGCUAACUAUUCAGCACGACCGCAAUACGCAAAGCCUAAUGCAUACGGUGUGCGGCACAUGUACCUGACAAAGGUUCUUGUCGGUGAUUACAUCAGAGGCAAUCACGGAAUGAUAACUCCUCCCAACAAACCAAGUCAUCCGGACCAGCAGUACGACUGCGUGGUGGACAAUGUAAACCAGCCAGGCAUCUAUGUUAUCUUUCAUGAUGCACAAGCCUACCCAGAAUACCUCAUCAAAUUCCAGUAAGCAAGUCAAACACUUCAGAUGGUAGUUGUAUUUGUUCUGCAACUAAUACGAUUGAACGAUUUGCAGCCCCUUUGAUACAACCCAUCAGCAGCACAGU